Molecule: messenger RNA, 543 nt
Organism: Microthlaspi erraticum
Lineage: Eukaryota; Viridiplantae; Streptophyta; Magnoliopsida; Brassicales; Brassicaceae
Source: the annotation of a GenBank genome assembly
AUGGACCAACAAGAGGAGAAAGCAGGCAAAACGGAGCCAAAGGAGCUCGAUCGAGUACAGAGGUCGAUCGAACCGUCGACCACCAGCUCGAUCGACCCAUUCACCCGAACAGGUCGAUCGAUGCCAUUGUCGAUCGAAUGCGUACAGGAGGAGCUCGAUCGACCCAUCAACAAGUACUCGAUCGAUCCCAUGCAGAGCAGAGCCAGCUCGAUCGAUCCCGUUCUGUUCAGCCGUUCGAUCAAUCCCGGUCAGAUGAUAUCACAGCCGUUCGAUCUACUUGGUGCAAACCGACUCGAUCGAACCACAGCGAACCGGAUUGAACCGAAGUCGACCCCGGAGCUAUUUAGACCUAUCUUUAGCCAUUGUUUAGGCUACGCCGUUUUUCAGAGUUUACACUGUUGUUCAUUGUUUCCGAGGGAGAAGAGAUCAAACCUUGUUUUCACAGUUUGGAGAAGAUUUCUGAACCCUUGUUUUUCUAUUUUCAUAUUUGAUUCAAUGAAUUCAGUUUCAGUCAUUGUUUGCUGUUUCAUUAUGUCUGAGUAG